CGUCAGAACCAUUGUAUUAACAGAUUCAGGAUCAGGUUAACGAGUGGGCCAACAUGACGGGCUUCCUGUGCGCCCUCGGAGGAGUGUGUCUGCUGGGGAAGUCACCGUCGCGUGCACAGGGGGGAGCUGGCGCACUCAUGGGGGAUGUGCGCAAGCCGGCGGCCCUUCCCAACACCAACCAGGAGAUGCAGUACUGCCCCGUGACACAGUUCGUGGGUCACCUCCUGAAGCUGCUGGUUUGCCACAAUGAGAAGUUCGGGACCCAGAUCCAGAAACACGUCAAGGAGCUGGUUGGCCACGAAAUGUCACCCCUCCUCUACCCCAUCCUCUUUGACCAGACCAAGGUUAUCGUGGACAAGUUCUUCGACCAGCAGGGGCAGGUCAUAGUGAGUGACGUCAACACACAGUUCAUCGAGCACAUCAUCUUCAUCAUGAAAAAUGUAUUGGAGAACAAGACUGACCACCCCUCAGAGCACCUCGGGGUCACCUCCAUUGAACCCAUGAUGCUGGCCAUUGUCAGGUGGGUGCUGGGGGGACUAUGGGCUGCUGGGGGCUAG
Molecule: messenger RNA, 557 nt
Organism: Eriocheir sinensis (Chinese mitten crab)
Lineage: Eukaryota; Metazoa; Arthropoda; Malacostraca; Decapoda; Varunidae
Product: neurofibromin-like
Exons: 3
Coding region: 54-557 (167 amino acids)
Source: RefSeq, a predicted model, not a curated record